UGCAUUUGCAUUUGUAAAUCAGUAAAUAUUUGCGUGUUUGUUUUCAAUUCCGUUGUUUUAAAGUAGGAAUUACGCUAUCGUCGGAAUCACUGAAACCAACUUUUGAAGGUUGCGAAUCAUCGACCAAUCUCUCACUUAAUUUCUGGUACUCCAUAUGAUUUGCUCGGAAUUUCCGAAACCUAGAAUUUCAAUUCAAAAUAUUAGCGCAAUCGUAAAUCCGAGAUAAAAAAUUCAACAAAGCUCCAUUAAUCACGAUGAAAAACUGUUAUCCCAAACCGAUACUCGUGAAAACCAGAAUGGCGGACAUCAGGCGCGUGCGGGAGGAUCAGCGCUCUGUCGUCUCUGCGUUCGCUGAGGAGCGUGCGCGCUUUUCCUUAUCCUCAUCCUGCCGUUCCGAUCCGGAGGAAAAGGUGGUGAGGGUGCCGAUGAAGAGCGUGGCGGCGCGGAGGGCGAUGGCGAUUAAGAGGGUGGAAGAGGAUAAUGGAGGCGGAGAUUAUACGGCCAGGGACUCUUCGUUGUUUAUUACGUCCAGAGGGGGCUGGUCAUUCUCUUGCAUGGUCUAAACGAACACAGGUGGAGAUUAGUCUUCCUCGAUCCUUUUCAACAAGCAUCCUUUGCCUUCUUCAAAUACUAGAUGAUCACGGGAUGAAUAUUUUUCAAUGUGGAUGCACUUGGUGCCUAAAAGUACCAUGCAAAGCCUCCUUCAUGAGGCAUGGUGGCAGCGAUGGAUUGCACGCCUAUGUUCAUUCUCUUGAUGAUGCAGUUAAUGAUAUGAAAUUGUUUCUCAGCAAGGUUUUAGCUGAAAAUCCAGGACUCCCAUGCUUCUGCUUUGGACAUUCAACUGGUGGAGCUAUAAUCUUGAAGACCGUACUUGAUCCGAAAGUGAAACAGCACCUAGCAGGCAUCGUACUCACUUCACCUGCCAUAGGAGUACAGCCAUCCCAUCCAAUAUUUGCUGUGCUUGCUCCGGUGUUUUCCUUCCUGUUUCCUCGUUUCCAAUUCAGUGCAGCAAACAAGAGGGGCGUCGCGGUCUCAAGGGAUCCAGACGCACUAGUGGCAAAAUAUUCAGAUCCGCUAGUAUUCACUGGAGCUAUCAGAGUAAGAACAGGCUACGAAAUUCUUCGGAUAACUGCAUACUUGCAGCAGAACUUGAGCAGGCUGGCAGCACCGUUUCUUGUUCUCCACGGGAGUGACGAUUCAGUAUCCGACCCCGAAGCAUCUCAGAAGCUGUACAAGGAGGCUUCAUCGAGCGACAAAAACAUCAUGCUCUACGAAGGGCUCUUGCACGAUCUGCUUUUCGAACGAGAGAAGGAAGAGAUCAUGGAGAACAUAAUUUCGUGGCUGAACAGCAGAGUGUGAAGGCGGAUACGGAGCAGUCAAAGAGGAAUUUGGGAGUCAAGUAGGCGAUGAAACACUUGUCUUGGUGAAAAACAGAGCUCUCCUCCAUUGUUAAUUGUAUGUAGAGGAGCAAAGCUAUCUCUGCUCAUAAUUUUUUUUCCUGGAUAGGAAUGGCAGGGAAUGUAAACUGGAUUUCUCUUGUAUAUUAGAAAGGUGUAGAUUAAUCAAUGAUGCUUCAUUCAUCAA
Molecule: messenger RNA, 1584 nt
Organism: Salvia hispanica
Lineage: Eukaryota; Viridiplantae; Streptophyta; Magnoliopsida; Lamiales; Lamiaceae
Source: RefSeq, a predicted model, not a curated record